AUGACAAACCCACAAGACAACCCUGGAACUCCUCCACCACCCACUCCCUCAAAUUCAUCUACCCCUCCUCCACCUAGCACAUCUCCCAAACCCAGGCUGAGAAGGAAAUUGAAUGAGCAAUUAAAGGCAAGUCAGGCCCAAGACUCUAACUCUAACUCUGAUUCUGAGUCAUACAAAUCUGCUAGUGAGGGGGAAGGACCUGGGUCUUCUUACUCGGAGAAGGCUCAAGAAUCCCCUUCUAAGGUAAUUUCUUCUGUGACUGAGAAUUUAGAAAAUAGGUUUAUUUUGGUUGGGCCUAUCAGGGAUGUGGAAUUACCUGAGUUAAGACGCAUUGGAGAAAUUAUUGAAGAGAGUGGCAAGAAAUUAGGGGGAAGUGGUUCUGGUAAAGCUGCUGAAGGGUUAGUCAAUCUAAGCGCACAAGGAGAUGAACCUGGUUCAUCAACUGAAAAGACCCUAGCAGACCUGUUGAAAAAGGGAAGAGCCACAAGAAGCAGGGUGAAACAGAGUGAGAGUGAUCUACAAAAGGCUCUGGCAGAAAGUAAGAAGAAAAGGAUGGAUAAAGGAAAAGGGAAGGUUGUAGAGUCCUCAGAAGCUGUGAAAGUUGAGGAGAUGGAACAGGUCCAUCAGGAGAAAGUUACAAUAGUGGAGGGUAAAUUGCUGAAAGACCUGGUGGAACCAGGAAGGAUGAGACUAGUGGAUGCCUUAGCUGCUUAG
Messenger RNA from Nicotiana tabacum (common tobacco), 714 nucleotides. NCBI's taxonomy places the organism in Eukaryota, Viridiplantae, Streptophyta, Magnoliopsida, Solanales, Solanaceae. The record is from RefSeq and is a predicted model, not a curated record.